UUUGAUUUAAUUUUUGGCUAAGUUUUCAAUUAAUUUUUAUUUAUCCAUACAUCUGCGUCUUAUACUUUGCAACUUUAUUUGCAUUUCAAUGUUCUCAUACCUAAUGCAGCCCAUCGCGCAUUCCACACUGAUGAAUUCGCACACCUUCAACAUUCGCUUGAACACGCAUCGGUUGCCCUCAACGGUGUCUAUGGUGGAAGAAGCGACACUUACACUGGACAGCACGCGCGGCAUCUCGCUGCAGCGGCUGAAGAAAUACAUUAGCGAAAAGUAUCAGAUUGAUGUGACCGCGCGACGCUACAGCCUGAUCAAGGAACAUUUGCGUGCACAAUUGGCCAUUGGUGCGCUUAGGAAUGUAAGUGGACGCGGCUUGUCGGGUAGUUUCCGACUGCAAGCAAAAAAGAAGAAUGCAAUUGCCAGCGACUCCAGGGAUCUUCUCGCAGCGAACACAUUGCCGGUUGCAGGCAAAAAACGAAGAGGUAACGGUGGUGGUGGCAAUGGUGGAAGCAUCGCUGAUGAGCACACCGUUGCGAAUAAACGCAAUAAGGCAACAGGUAAAAAGAAAAGUGAACCAUCAAAGAGUGGCAAAUCUAAGGGUAGGAAUCAGCAGAUAAAUGCUACGACACUCGCAAGAACGCCGCCUAAUUGUGCUCCACUUGCAAUGGCGCCGUUUGCACCGCAUCGCAAUUCAUUGGCGGCCGCCAUGAGUCAUGUGAAUCAAGGGAGUUCAACUCCGCUUAGCGCUGGCGAGCGGGUGGGACGAAAACGAAAGCUUUUACCAGCAACAGAAUCGCAGGGAUUUUAAGAAAUGCAGUGCGUCGUUGUUGCUGUAGCAGUGCUGCGUAAACUCAAGUGUUGAGUUUAUUACAUCAACAAAGGGCAGUGACUGGUGAAAUACUCGCUAUGAAGAUGGACUUCAUACAUACAAAGAUGCGAAAAUUCUAUUUUUUUUGUAGAAAAAAAAACUCUCGAAUUUAAUGUUUUAUUGACGUUUUUUGUCAAUAUUUACUAUUAGGCUGCAUUAAAUUUAUAGGUUAUAAGGCAGAAAUAGUUGAACAAAUAUUUGGCUAUUGGCUAAUUUACUGUGUGAAAUCUGUAGGAGGAUAAAGUUCAUAUAUGGCAACAAAUUUGUAAUAGUAUUUGAAAAGGUGGCUUAGUAAAAAAAUUGCAACGCACAAAAUGUUAACUAAGUUACAAAAGAACUGAAAAAAUUUUGUGUUGAAAAUUCAGGCGUUGAAACGUUUUAAGUAAAGUGUCCAUACUGGGUGAUGGCAGCUGCUGUUGUAGCAGCAUAAACAUUUCCCGUACAUAUACGGGAAUGCUGCUGAAGUGACAGUCCUUGGCCGGAUAUAAAUCCGGGUUGUUGCGGUUACGUAGAACCGACUGUCAUGGAGACGCUGGUGCUGGCAGCUCGCUUAAAGCUGAGCUUUGCGAGUAAACAAGAAAGUUUAUGAAUUUGAUUUGAAAAUAUGAGUUGCAGUCGCUUGGUUUCCUUAAA
Anastrepha obliqua is the source of this 1498-nucleotide messenger RNA. RefSeq names its product histone H1, gonadal-like. Gene Ontology annotation, cellular component: nucleosome. Bases 89 to 805 code for a protein of 238 amino acids. The record is from RefSeq and is a predicted model, not a curated record. Gene Ontology annotation, biological process: nucleosome assembly. Gene Ontology annotation, molecular function: structural constituent of chromatin; DNA binding. NCBI's taxonomy places the organism in Eukaryota, Metazoa, Arthropoda, Insecta, Diptera, Tephritidae. The transcript has a single exon.